AUGCUAUUUCCCAAUUUCAUCUUUUCUGAUUCAAUUAACUUCGAUCCACAGUUUACCUAUCUAUUUAUUGAUUUUUAUUCGCGCCUCUUUCUAGUGUGCAGUGUGCUGAACUCAAUCGGAAGGUUCUCCGCAAUGACACCUCGGAAGGCGAUUGGUUUCAUUGGCGUCGAUGAGUUCACCUUGGAGAUGGCGUAUUCGGCUAUUCACCAUGGCUACGGUGUGCAAGCUUUCGAGAUAAAUAGUCCCGCCAUUGAAGAACUCGUGAAGCUUGGAGGAGUUAGAUGUUCAAGCCCUUCGGAAGCCGGGGCAGAUGUAACAGCUGUAGUUAUCCUAAUAUCUCACAUAGAUCAAACUAAUGAUCUCAUUUUUGGUGAUGAGGGUGCUUUGAAAGGUCUAAAAUCAGAAACAGUUCUUAUUCUCCGGUCGACCAUAUUACCAUCAUUUCUCUGUAAACUGGAGAAGGAUCUUUCAGAAAUUCAUGAGAUUGCUUAUGUUGUUGAUGCAUAUGUCUCUUAUGGGAGAUCCGAUGCUUUGAAUGGAAAAGUUACAAUUGCUUCAUCUGGAAGACUAGAUGCCAUUGCUAGAGCACGGCCUAUUCUUUCUGCAAUGUGUGAAAAGAUCUUCACUUUUGAGGGUGAAAUUGGUGGUGGCAGCAAGGUUAACAUGGUUAAUGUGAUGCUGGAAGGCAUUCAUUUUAUUAAUGCAGUGGAGGCUCUCUCUCUUGGUGCCAAAAUUGGAAUUCAUCCUUGGAUAAUCUAUGAUAUAAUUUCCAAUGCUGCAGGAAAUUCAUGGGCGUUCAAGAAUUAUGUUCCCCUUUUGUUGAAGGGAGAGGUUAAUCAUCAAAUUCUAAACACUUUUGUUAAGGAGUUGGAAAUCAUUUUGAAUAUGGCCAAGUCACUUACCUUUCCGCUUCCAAUUUUGGCUGCUACUCAUCUACAACUUAUUCACGGGCUUUCGCUUGCCGAUAGUGGAGAUGAUGUUACAGUUUGGGAAAAGGUUUAUGGGGUUAAAAUUUCAGAUGCUGCAAAUGCUCAUGCCUAUAACCCAGAGGAACUGGCAUCUGAAUUUACUACUGAUUCUAAGAGUGUGAGAAGGAUUGGUUUUAUCGGCCUUGGAGCUAUGGGAUUUGGCAUGGCAACUCAUUUACUGAGUUCAAAAUUCUGCGUUGUUGGUUAUGAUGUGUUUAAACCAACUCUAACUCGAUUUACAAAUGCUGGUGGCCUAAUAGGAAAUUCUCCUGCUGAAGUGAGCAAAGAUGCUGAUGUUCUCAUAAUUAUGGUCACUAAUGAAGCUCAAGCAGAAAAUGUUUUGUAUGGAGAAAAUGGAGCAGUUUCAGUUCUUCCAUCAGGAGCAUCAAUUAUUCUCUCUUCCACUGUUUCCCCUGCAUAUGUGAGUCAGCUAGAGCGCAGAUUGCAUAGUAUGUUACUCAACCACAAUAGGAAGCCUCAUGCCCCAACUUGUAAUAAACUUGACAUUGAAUAUUGGAGGUUCCACAAUCAUGUCCACAUCGACCUCCACGGCCAAAACCAGCAAAAUUACAACGAUUACCACCACAAUUACCACAGCCAGUAUCAAAGUUUUCAGCUGAUGGUUGAGAACAUGAAUUCACGUAGUGAUAGGAACAGAUUCGACAGAUAUAGCUUGAGUAGGAGUCAAGAUGAAGGUAAGAAUUUGAAGUUGGUGGAUGCCCCGGUUUCUGGUGGUGUUCAGAGGGCCUCAUUGGGAACACUUACGAUAAUGGCUUCAGGAACUGAUGACGCCCUUAAGAGUGCUGGUCAAGUCUUAGCAGCCUUGAGUGAGAAGCUUUAUAUUAUCAAAGGUGGUUGUGGUUCUGGAAGUGGCAUAAAGAUGAUUAACCAAUUGCUUGCUGGAGUUCAGAUUGCCUCGGCUGCUGAGGCAAUAGCAUUUGCAGCUCGGUUGGGUUUGAAUACAAGACUGUUGUUUGAUUUUAUUACAACUAGCGGGGGAACUUCCUGGAUGUUUGAGAAUCGUGGCCAACACAUGAUAGACAACGAUUACACACCUUGUUCAGCACUUGAUAUCUUUGUGAAGGACUUGGGAAUUGUUACUCGUGAAUCAUCUACGUGGAAAGUUCCACUUCAGCUAUCAACUAUUGCUCACCAACUAUAUCUGGCAGGUUCUGCUGCAGGCUGGGGACGGAUUGAUGAUGCAGGUGUGGUCAAGGUUUAUGAGAUGCUUACUGGUGUAAGAGUUGAAGGAAAACUCCAGGCUCAAAGGAAAGAUGUCGUGUUACAUUCUCUUCCACCAGAGUGGCCCCAAGAUCAUGUUCUUGAUAUACAAACACUAAAAGAAAACAAUUCAAAGGUUUUAGUUGUUUUGGAUGAUGAUCCGACAGGAACACAAACUGUUCAUGAUAUUGAGGAAGCAGAUGCUGUUGUUUCAGUGUUAGGUGAAAUGGAUGCAUGGAUAAUCUGUCCCUUUUUCCUUCAAGGAGGUCGUUACACUAUUGAAGACACACACUAUGUUGAUGAUUCUGAUACGCUUGUUCCUGCAGGGGACACAGAGUUUGCCAAAGAUGCUUCCUUUGGCUACAAAUCUUCAAACCUGCGUGAUUGGUUAGAGGAGAAGACAAAUGGCCGAAUACUUGCAAGUAGUGUUGCAUCUGUUUCUAUCCAACUUUUAAGGAAAGGUGGUCCAAAUGCAGUUUGUCAGCAUCUAUGCAGUUUGCAGAAGCAGGGAACAAUAUGCAUAGUUAAUGCAGCUAGUGAAAGAGACAUGACUGUAUUUGCACUUGGAAUGAUCAAGGCAAAACUUCCUUCUCUUUCAUGCUUUUUUGCAGAAUUGACGGGAAGACGUUUCUUGUGUCGAACUGCAGCUAGUUUUGUCUCUGCCCUUAUGGGAAUCAUCUCUAAGCCUCCAAUUUUGCCAAGUGAUCUAGGAAUAGCUGGAGAAAGGAAUGGUGGUUUGAUAGUUGUGGGAUCCUACGUUCCUAAAACAACAAAGCAGGUGGAAGAAUUAAAACUACAGUGUGGCCAGUUCUUAAAAAGCAUUGAGGUAUCAGUUGAAAAACUUGCAAUGAGUCCUAUUGAGGAGAGGGAGGAGGAAAUCAGUAGAACGGCUGAAUUAGCAGAUGUAUAUCUCAAAGCUCAUAAAGACACUCUAAUAAUGACCAGCCGAAAUCUCAUAACUGGAAGAACUGCGGCUGAAAGUUUGGACAUUAACUUUAAAGUGAGUUCCGCUUUGGUGGAAAUAGUGAAAAGAGUAACUACAAAACCUCGCUAUAUAAUUGCAAAGGGUGGUAUUACGUCUUCAGACCUCGCUACAAAAGCCCUUGGUGCAAGAUGUGCGAAGAUAGUUGGACAAGCACUUGCUGGUAUUCCCUUGUGGCAAUUAGGCCCUGAAAGUAGACAUCCUGGAAUUCCUUAUAUUGUCUUCCCUGGUAAUGUUGGUAACAGCACAGCAUUGGCAGAAGUUGUGAAGUCCUGGACUCACCCAAUCAGAUUUACAUCAACAAAAGAAAUUCUUAAUAAUGCAGAAAAGGGUGGUUAUGCUGUUGGAGCAUUUAAUGUCUACAAUUUGGAAGGAGUUGAGGCUGUUGUUUCGGCUGCAGAGGAAGAACAGAGUCCUGCUAUAUUACAGAAAAACGAGGGGAAAAGAAAGAUACAUCCAGGUGCCUUUAAGCAAGGAGGAAUUCCCUUGGUUGCUUGUUGCAUUUCUGCCGCACAACAAGCCAGUGUUCCCAUUACUGUUCACUUUGAUCAUGGAACUUCAAAGCAAGAUCUUGUCGAAGCUCUUGACCUGGGAUUCAGUUCUGUUAUGGUUGAUGGUUCACAUCUUUCUUUCAAUGAAAAUGCUGCAUACACAAAAUUUAUAACAUUACUGGCGCACUCAAAAAAUAUGCUGGUUGAAGCUGAGCUAGGAAGAUUGUCAGGGACAGAGGAUGAUUUGACAGUAGAAGAAUUUGAAGCCAGACUAACAGAUGUGAAUAUGGCAUCAAAAUUCAUAGAUGAGACUGGAAUAGAUGCUUUGGCAGUGUGUAUCGGAAAUGUGCAUGGAAAGUACCCUGCAAGUGGUCCAAAUCUCAGAGUUGAUUUGCUUAAGGAGCUGCAUUCUUUGAGCCUUAAGAAAGGAGUUUAUCUGGUGCUUCAUGGUGCGUCUGGUUUGAGCAAAGAACUUGUAAAGGAAUGCAUAAAUCUUGGUGUUAGAAAGUUCAAUGUCAACACUGAAGUAAGAAAAGCGUACAUGGACUCCCUCAUUACCCCCAAGAACGAUCUAGUUCAUCUCAUGGCUUCUGCAAAGGAAGCCAUGAAAGCUGUGGUUGCAGAAAAGAUGCAUCUCUUUGGUUCAGCAGGAAAGGCAUAA
Sphenostylis stenocarpa is the source of this 4323-nucleotide messenger RNA. The record is from the annotation of a GenBank genome assembly. NCBI's taxonomy places the organism in Eukaryota, Viridiplantae, Streptophyta, Magnoliopsida, Fabales, Fabaceae.